AUGCCGUUCGUUAAGGUUCGUCCUGCGUUUGGUAAAAAUACCAUUACAGAUUUCCGAAAUUAUACAAAUUCAAAUAAUGAAGCGACACAAAAGGAAAAAAUAGAUUUGAAACAAUUACAAACUGAAACAACACUUGAUGAUAUAAAAUGUCCGGAGAAAGACUUUUCAAAGACAUCAGAAAGCAUUAUCAGCAUGCAGACAUUAUGGAAGGAGUUUAGAGAAACUACUACUAUGCAUGGUCUAAGACAUGCAAGGAAAGAGAGUAAAUAUCAACUUAGAUGGGUGAUAUGGAUAUUUGCCUUGAUAGGUAUGGGGUCACUUCUUAUAUACACUGUGUAUACAUUGUAUGUAUACUACAGAACCAAUCCUACACUGACCAACAUAAAUAUUAAAUUCGUGAAGGCCAUGCAUUAUCCUGCCGUUACAAUAUGUAACAUGUCACCACUUAAAAGAUCUUCUAUUAACGCUAGUGCGGUAAUGACAACACAUUUGUUACACAGCAGUCGUCUCGGAGUUGUAUUACCACACCUUAACUACUCAUCGCCUGCAUUCGCUGAGUUGAAUGAUCCUGUGUCUGAAGACUGGUUGAACAAAUCAUCUUUUGAUUUAGAGGAUAUGUUCCAUUACUGUGUAAAUGAACGACACCUUGUUCCAUGUAAAGACAUAUUAAUUCCUAAAAUAACACAGUGGGGUAAAUGUUUCACAUUUAAUAAUUAUCAGAAAGUUGCUACGAAUGGAAUAGUAAAGGGUAGCAUGACUGGAUCAACAACGGCUUUAACUUUCUAUAUAGAUGUGAAACAGGAUGAGUAUGUCUUCAAUACAAAUCUGGCUGCUGGGGUGAAAAUCGUCCUACAUGAUCCUGAAGAAGAACCAGACGUUAACAACAAAGGUUUUAUUUUAUCACCAGGAAUGUCGACCUAUGUCUCUAUGAAAAUGACUAAGUACAAAUAUUUGCCUGCCCCGUACAAGGCUGGAGGUGAUCAGUAUUGUGUGGAUGUCCGCUCUGCUGAUUAUGUAAAUACCUUGAAGUAUUACCCAUACUACAGUCGGGCUGGAUGCCUGUUGGAGUGUCGUAGGAACUAUAUUGUAGAGAAAUGUGGAUGCAGAGCGGUUACUGAUCCAGGAAAUGAGACACUUUGCACACCAUCCCAAACAGCAACAUGCUAUUACCAGCAUGAAGUUGAGUUUGAUUCAAGUGGAGAACUGAAAGAGCAAUGUGAAUGUCAGAUAUCAUGCGAGUUUACGACCUUUGACCAGUCAAUUUCGACAGCACUGUUUCCAGCAGACGUGUAUUACCCGCCACUUCAGCAAAUAGGAUAUACAGACAUCAAGAACACAAUCUUGGAGGCAAGAUUAUAUUACGAUUCGCUAAGUUAUUUGUUUGUGGAGUCUAUCCCAGAGUACAACACGGAGGAUAUAGUGGGAAUUUUAGGUGGCCAGAUGGGGAUAUUUCUUGGUGCCAGUUUGCUGACCGUAUCAGAAUUGUUAGAAUUUGUUAUUCUUGCUAUCGUUGUGAUUGUCAGGAAAUGUUGCUGCUCUGCCUUUAAAAAGAAGGAGAAACUUGUUGACCAUGAGCUUACAGCAUACAAUGGAUUUAGAGAAGAAAUAACACAGAAAUAACAUUAUAAGCAGUAAAGAUCUAUGUAUACAAAUUUUAUAAGAUCUUUAAAAAAAGCUUUAAGCCAAAUGAUACACAUAUUUUCACUAUAUUGAAUGUUGUGGGCUUAACAAAGAGGUGCACAAACAAAACCUUUGUUUUCAGUAACUUUAUCCGAUUUGAAUUAUUGAGAUAAGGAUAUACUUCUACACAAGAACAACUUUUAUUUUUCAAACUCCAAAUAAAUAAAGAAGAAAAUUAUUCAACUAUAGAGAUUUCGCCCUUAGUUCAUAAAUGGACGAAUCAGGAAUUCAAACAUUUGCGUUUUUGCAUAUAUAUCUUUUUACUAACCACCUCUUCAUGGUCAAUAUAUAUGUAGUAAAAACGAGCAUCAGAUAUCUACAAGGAUAUUCAGAGAUUCCAUUUCAAUAUGGAUGUCGUUGCAUUGGCUGUAAUUCUUAUUAAUGAAUAAAUAAUGAAUGUUGUAUAUACGUCAAUGAGACAUCAAACCAACGACACGAAAGAAAACAAACAAGACACGCAGAGAUCAACAUACGGUCUUUAACAAAUGACAAAUGUCUAUA
Messenger RNA from Mytilus californianus (California mussel), 2181 nucleotides. Its product is annotated as acid-sensing ion channel 2-like. The transcript has 8 exons. Bases 1 to 1620 code for a protein of 539 amino acids. Gene Ontology annotation, cellular component: membrane. The record is from RefSeq and is a predicted model, not a curated record. NCBI's taxonomy places the organism in Eukaryota, Metazoa, Mollusca, Bivalvia, Mytilida, Mytilidae. Gene Ontology annotation, molecular function: ligand-gated sodium channel activity. Gene Ontology annotation, biological process: sodium ion transmembrane transport.